This is a messenger RNA of Hyalella azteca, 3988 nucleotides long. RefSeq names its product proteoglycan 4-like. Lineage: Eukaryota; Metazoa; Arthropoda; Malacostraca; Amphipoda; Hyalellidae. The transcript has 4 exons. Bases 1 to 3177 code for a protein of 1058 amino acids. The record is from RefSeq and is a predicted model, not a curated record. Gene Ontology annotation, cellular component: extracellular matrix.
AUGGCACUGCUAGGGAAGGUGUUGGUUAUCGCUUUCCUGUUGUCGGCUGCUCAAGCGAAUUCGAAAAACGAAAAGAAGGAUGACGAAUUAUUCGAUUUCUUCAACGAUGACGACGACGAAUUUUUCAGCGAAUCGAAAGACGAUUUAAAGAUUUCCGAAAGCAACAACGAAGAAGACGAUAAGAAAAGAGAUAAAAAAUUUCGCGAUAAUUUUGGCAGCGAAGAAAUUUUCGGUGGGAGUAAUCGCAAGGAGAAAAAAUUUGAUGGAGGCGAGGAAAAAGAAAUCGAAGAAGUUGGACACGAUUUCUACGGAGUCCCGAGCAACAAAGAUACGAUGUACGGCCCCUACAGUUUCUUAACUGACGAACUCAGGCCUAAAUUUCCCAAAAUUCCUGACCCGCCCAAACGAAAGUAUCGGCCUACUACUGAACCACCACAACCACCACAACCACCGGUACCUCCACCACCACAACCACCGGUACCUCCACCACCACAACCAAGCACCACCAAGGCACCACCACCUCCACAAAUACCCCCCAAACAAGAAUCACAACGCGUUCAAAGUCAGGAGCGCGGUCGCCCGUACGCGUUCGCCUACGGCGUGAACGACGCGAGCAGCGGCACGAGCUUCAACCAAGCGGAGACCAGCGACGGCAACGGCGGCACCACCGGCCAGUAUAAGGUGCAUCUUCCUGAUGGGAGAAUACAAACCGUCAAUUACAUGGCGAAUAAGAACGGCUACCAAGCCAAUAUCAUAUAUGAUGGUGAGGCAAGAACUGUCGGGCAACCACCAACCCAACCUUCUUCUUCACCCCCUCCCCAACACAAAGCCCAGCGGGAAAAUAACCUAAAUCCCACCCCGUCUCAUCAUGAAGCACCACACAACCAGCACCAGCAACAUCAUGUUGGUACAAGCAAACAUACCCACGAUGACCCAUCACCUGGUCCGAUAAGUAAGCACGAUACUCAAGCACCUUCUCAGGUUGAGUUGAGCACCAACCACCAUCAUAAACAAAAUAUGCAAACCUCUCAAAGACCUCCUGAAAGUAACCAAUACAACGUCCUAACAGACAAAGUGGUCGAGUCCUCACCACAAAAAUUUGCACAAGAACAGUCUCAGGAACGAGGUUCAAUUAACACACGAAAGGCAGAAGAUAGAUCACUCGUAAAUCAACCUGGGCCUCCCUACCAACUCCACUCCAAUGACGACAACCAAAACCAUCCAAGCGUCCAGACUCAGCUUGUGGAAGAGCAAGAAACCGCAGACUCCGCAGCAACGCCAGUGGAUGAUGAUGAAGGCCAUUCGGAAUCUAUUGUUCGUGAUAAUAAACCAGCAAAAACUAACCUGCAGUCGCAAUUGCCGGCAGUAGAUAACUCCAAGCUUGAUUCGUCCUCAACUGAAGUGUACAAAGAAUUCGUUACAGAAAAUCAACCUGAAAUUCAAAUCACUGCAGGCCCCAUUCAGAGCCAAAUCCUCCCAGUUAAUAAUAUUAAACAACCAAAUAAUCCAGCGAGUCAAAUAUUUCUAAGUUCGAUUUUAGUCCCUCCAGUUAUUGCGAAAGAAACCUCCCUUGGUGUGACGGUUCAACCUUUUACCACCACAACCACGGCAACUGAAGCUGCAAUGCCAAUAACUACUCUUAAACCUGUAGCUCCAAUCACACCAACCUUUCCGCUCCAAACCCAAGCCGAUAACUCCAAAUCCGCCGGCCAAUCACUGCCCUCUGGCCACAGGCAAGCACCACAACCCAUUGUUCAGCUUUCGAUUGGCUCUUUGCCCGGAGAUGGCAGUCCUCGCUACAAUCCUAAGCAUCAAGCGACCGCACUAACUAUAGCUCCUACAACUUCAGCCACCAAGCCUAACCCAACUUCUCAGGUUACAAUUAGCAGCCGGAACUCCAGACUUGUUUCAGCACAAGGAAAUCUGCAGGUGCCUAUUGGUGUUCCUCGGGAUCAACAAAUAGCCUCUACAACCCACCAUCCUGUAACAGGGACUACGCAUCUUAUACGUCCAGCUCAUGAUAUGAACUAUAACUCAGUCCAACAGCGAACGCUCCCUCAGACACUCAUAGGAAACCCUCAGACCACGACUCCACAAUCAAGAAGUCCUCACAACUAUCGAGUGGACUUACAUAAGCCGAUAAACAUCAGUCCAGGGCCAGCUUAUACCACUCAUCGACCUCAACUCACAAAUGCAGUGGCUGCUCAUUCACAAUUCGGUGCAAAAAUUCAACCAAAUGUUGCGGGUGGGCCUCAAGUUUCAGAAAAAAAUGGCCGCAAUGUCACUUAUCCACAAAACGACAAUAUUUCAAGACGGCCCAGGCAUGUCUCUCCAACAAUUACUCAUACAGAUGUCCAAAUGAGACCUGAAGAACAACCGCCAAACAACCUCUUGCCUACGGCUGCAAGGCCGAGUACAUCAUUUAAUCCGGCUCCUGAAUAUUCAAAUAUUCCUUCAGGUCUCUCAACGCAACCACGCAAGGAAACUAGUCCGAGUGAGCAGACUGAAAUUCCAGAUCGGCCUGCUUCCCUGACUCCCAUCCUAAAAAAUCUUCCCGUCUCGAAUAGUCGAAAGUCGGUUACUCCGCUAACAAAUUAUAUACCUCAUUCUUCAUACACGCAACGUCCUCAAAUACACAUCAGCUCCACACUUCCCGCAAAGUAUCGUACAUUCAAGCCAUUGUUGUCGGCCAAAGUUCAAGUCUUCGGAGCAUCUAACAUAACCCUGCAAACGGAACCACCAAAGAUAGACGAAAAUGCGGGAAAAGAACAAAAAGAUGUUAAUCCUUCUACGGGUUCUAAAGUUAUAAGUGGUAGCGAAGGUGGAUAUGUGUCAUUUAUUGCUGGAAGAGUUGGCAUGUCGUCACCAGUUUCAGAUGUUCUAAAAACGAGCGAUGAAAAAAUACCUUCACCAACCACGACUGAACCCGUGACCGAAACCCAUUUUAAAGACAACCCCGUUGAAAUUAAACAAAUUCCUCUGAAUAUUCCGCAACCAACGCUGGUGCAACGUCUAACGCAACCUCCGCUUCCCGUUGGACAUCGCAAAAAACGGUCGGUCGUGAAUAGCUCAUCAUCGCCGAAAGUUCGGUCUCGAGCUCACGCAUCUUUAGAAAAUUCUGAACAAUAUUUACCCCAACUUGGACGGCAAGAUUCUACUGCGCGUCCCACAUAUUAAAUUAAACCUAAUCAAGAAUUUGAAAUCAAAGAAUAUAUAAAGUAAAUUCACCGUGUCUUCAUUGAAGAAAUUUCAAAUUUAGUUCGACCAUAAGUUAAAAACUUCGAAAGUACAUGUAUAGUCAAAGGCUAAAAUAUACACUGGGGAGAUUAAAACUUAAUUAGACAUACUAACAGGGGGUCAAUGGGGUUAACGAGACAAUCAACGUUGAUCGUCUCGAUGACAAGAUUAUAUUGUUUUUGCAGUUAGAACUGAUGAUGAAUCUCCAAAACGUUUUCAGUGCAAUGAAUCAAAUUGAUAUUUGUUUAGCUUUUAAAUCCUUAGUCAAUUUGCUUUUCAAGCAAACUUUUUAUAUUGAAUAUUAGUCGCGCGCAUGAUCAUAUUCAAGUUAUUAAAUGACAUAAUAUUCGAACUAAUUCUUUGGAAACAAAAUAUUUCAAUGGAUAUUCUUCAGAAUUUGUCUAUGAGAUGCAUUCAUUGGAAUUUUCAAUUUCGUGCACACAAGCACAAGAGAAAAAAUUUACGGAUUGCAAAUUAAAUUUUGCAUAACAAUACAUUCCCAAUUCCGAAUAAAUAGCUUAUACUAGUAUUUAAUCCGAACAUAUUAUACUGACGCUGAAGAAUAUACAUAUAUUCAUUAAUUGCCAAUGUUGACAAAUCGAUUCCCCAAUUAUUAUUUUAAUUUCACUCGCAGCACAAUUAAAUUUAGCCGUAGAAUCAUAUUAGUAUAUGAAGAAUAAUUCAGGAGCUAUAAGAGACAUCCAUUAAAUAAAUUAAUAUCAAUUCUGAUCGCAAAAUUUCAAAAUUUGUU